UCUCCGGACUCCCGAUGAUUUUUAAAAUAAAAAAAAAAAUGUAUGGAAAAGUUACAAACAUCAAUUUUUUCCCUACAAAAUGUAAAUGCUGACAAGUAUUCACUUUCGAUCUAUGAGCAGUGAGUACAAGAGUCAAGAGUGGUUGAUCAGUUAAAAGUUUGUCAGAUUUUUGACAGUUGUGUGAUACUGAGAUUUAAAAUUAAAAGAAUUUAAAGAAUUCCCCGUGUUUAAUUCCAAACACCCUCAAAAUGGUUAAAAAAAAAAGUAAUCGAUUGGUCACUCAAAAUAGCAGUGUAAUAAAUAAACGCCCUCAAGGAUCUAUUAAAAAAUAUUGUACCGAAAAAAAAAUCAACAAGAAAAAAAACCUUUGUGUUAAACUUAGGAAAAAUAUAAGGGCCAAAGAUAAUCAAAAUGCAAUUAAUUCUACUCCGAAUAUAUUAAAUAAUAAAAAUAAAAAAAGGAAAAAAUCUUUGGAAAAUGUUGAAAAUAACCUAAUCUUAUACGAAAUCAAACCAUUAAGUCCUACAAAACUCUCAAUAAGUGUUAAAAAAUUCUACAAUAAUAAUAAAUUCAAACAAUAUGAAGAAAAUUUACAUUUAUACAACAAAAAUAAUACAGUGCAUAUGAAUGAAAUGAUGACAAUUAAUAAAACUAAAAAUGAAGAUAAUAACGAUGUCAAGCAUAAAAGUAUUUUGAAUUGUGAAAAAAAUUACAACCAAAUUAAAAAGAAGUUUAAACAUUAUAACCAUCAUAAACAUGACUUGAACCCACAACUCAAUAAAGAACAGUAUAAAAAGAAACAGACAUCUAAUAAAAAUAUUUCUACAAAAAUUUGUAGUAAAGAGGGUGACUUUGAAAAUGAUGAAGUGCAUUUGAAUUCCUUACAAUCAAAAAUACCAAAUGAAACUCAGACAAAUGAAUAUCUUGUUGAAGAAUACCAAGUUACACAAUCCACAAUUAAUGCUCUCUCAAUAUCUGUUAAGCGUUUUUACAAAAGUAAGCCUCCAUCUAAUGAUAAUGAAAAAAUCAUCAAGGAUAUGCCACUUAUUUCUGAUACUACAUUCAAUUCAAAAGCAGAUUUAAAUCAGUCUUCUUUAUCGUCAAAAUUAAAUAGUAGUCAUAAGAUAAGUUUAAAUGUAAAGCAUAUCAACGAUACAUCUAAUGAAAAGCAACAAAAAGUCACUGCAUUUUUUCCUAUCCGAAGAAGCGCUCGUAAAACAAAAAAUAUAGUCAAUGAAGAAAAACAAUUAGCCUUAGAAGAAKCCAUUGCCUCACAAAAUGAAGAUGGAUUAAAAAUAACUGUAUUCCCUAAUAAAGGUCGUGGCAUAAUAGCAGGUAAAGAUUUUGCUCGUGGCGAGUAUGUUGUUGAAUAUUCUGGAGAAUUAAUUUGUAUUCAAGAAGCUCGUAAAAGAGAAGCCAUUUACUCUCAAGAUACCACCACUGGUUGUUACAUGUAUUAUUUCAAAUAUGGUUCUACACAUUACUGUAUUGAUGCAACUCCAGAAAGUUCAAGACUUGGCAGGCUUGUAAAUCAUUCAAGAUUUGGUAAUCUUAUACCUAAAGUCGUGGAAGUAGCAGGGCGUCCUAGGAUUGUUUUGAUUGCAAAAUCCGAUAUUAAACGAGAUGAAGAGUUGACUUAUGAUUAUGGUGAUCGUAGUAAAGAAUCUCUCAUCAAUCAUCCAUGGCUUGCUUAUUGAGCUAUACACAUUAAUAUAGUUAAAUUAAUUUUUUUAUUACUACUAAUAAAUGAAACUAAAAUAAAAAAAUAUAUAUAAUUUUUCA
Messenger RNA from Diuraphis noxia (Russian wheat aphid), 1782 nucleotides. It is a transcript of the gene Set8, whose product is annotated as SET domain containing 8. The record is from RefSeq and is a predicted model, not a curated record. Gene Ontology annotation, cellular component: nucleus; polytene chromosome. Gene Ontology annotation, molecular function: transcription regulator activity; histone H4K20 methyltransferase activity; protein binding. Gene Ontology annotation, biological process: regulation of transcription by RNA polymerase II; regulation of DNA damage response, signal transduction by p53 class mediator. NCBI's taxonomy places the organism in Eukaryota, Metazoa, Arthropoda, Insecta, Hemiptera, Aphididae.